GGAAAACCGAAAAUCAACACAAAAACUGCUGCCUCAUGAAAUAUCCUCCCCAUUUGCUAAUUUACACUAGUCAUGGACCAAAAAGCAAGAAAAACAAUCCAGAAACUCAUAUUGAAACUAGACAAUUCUUCAGAGAAAGAUACAUUCAACUGUCUAGUAGAAAUCCGUAAAAAUGUGCUGAAAACCAAAGAAGGGAUAAGCUAUCUGUUGAAAAACGGAGGUAUCCCGAAGAUUUUACAAAUAUUACAGAAAAGUGAUACCGAUAGCAAGAGUGUAGAUGUCAUUUUAAGUACACUGGGAAAUUUAUGUAUGGACAAUGAUGCCAGAAAUAUGGUAAGAAGAUCAAAUGGCAUAGAAAUAAUAGCACAUGCUUUCAGUGAAUCAAAGACAGAAAGUAUACAAAACAGAUGUUCUAGGACCCUGGCAAAUUUAGCUUUAACAAAGGAAAAUAUUGGUAUCAUUCUCAAAGCAGAUGUUGCAGAAACCCUGGGAAAACUACUGGAAUCUACAAAAAACAAAGAAAAUAUUCUGACAUAUAGCAGAACAGUAAGGUUGCUUGUUAGUCACAACAGACAGAUGGAAAAACUUCUAUUAGAAGAUGUUGUCCGAUAUCUAGCAAAACACCUCAGUGAAUCAGAGGAAGAAGUUAAGCUUUCUAUAUUAAGAACUAUUCAUGAGAUUUCUGCUGUAAGCUGUUCUGUAGGUUUUGCCAGUCAGAUUGUUAGUUCUGGUGCCCUGUCAGAAAUACUGUCCCUAAUGCUUCACAGUGAUAGUAAUGUAGUUAACCAGUCCAUUACAGUGAUAAAUAGACUAUCAAACCAGCCUAAUUUUAGAGCCGGUUUGGGAUCAGCUGGAGGAAUAAAAAUAAUUCUUGAUAUUUUUCAUGAUAAAGAAAAUUGUAUUGACAAAACCACAUUGCUAAAUAUUCUUUGCAUUUGUUGCAAAGAUGGUGUCAACAGAAUUAAAAUUCGUGACAAUGAAAUUUUGCAAUUAUUUUUGGAAUGUCUUCAAAAGGAUGAAUACCAUGUGCUAUAUGAUAAAGUCAUCAGUGCUUUACAAUGCUUUCUAUAUGACGAUCCAAGUAUUACAGUUUUACUGGAACAUGGUUUGAUUAAAGUUCUGGUCAGUCAUUUGCAAAGAAUUGCCAAGUUUGAAAGUGUCGUCUGCCAAGCAGAAGAUCUGAUUCCAACUUUUAUCACUAAAGACAAAAUGAAUGACGAAAUUUUAAAAGAGCAAGAAAUGUUUAAGAAAUUGUAUCAGUUUCCACAUCAAGUUGAUUCCAGAUGCAAUGGAAAUGAAAUAGAAAAGAAAACAAUGGUUCAGUUAGACAAGGUGGAGGAAAAAAAAGAAAAACGUAAAUCUGUUGUUUACAGCAUUGACAGUCCAUCCUACAUUCCACAUUCCUCAUGGGAUAUUGACAAAUAUACCAAAGGUGAAAAAUGUAAACAGGUUUUUGUGAAGAAUGAUACAGAAUCUUCAGAAUAUAGUCCCAUUAGUACUGUUUCAUAUUAUUCACCAAAAAGUUACUCUGAAAGUACCGGAGAAAGUCCCACAAAUUCUAGUCAGUAUUCUUUAAGUCCAUCCAAAUCCUUGUUCAAUAGUCCUGGUUGUUCAUCAUGGAGUGUUGGUGAAAGUACUCCAGAAAAUUGGUUUUCUGUUUCAACUGUUAAUAAAGAUCCAAACUAUGGCAUGGUUUGUAGUAUUCCAUACUCCUGUGGAAGUCCAGAAAAAUGUGAAAGUCCUAUGGAGUCAUCACCUAUACCAUUUCACCAAGAUGAGGCAGAAUUUUCAAGUUGUGAAUCUGAGGAUGAUGAAAUAGAAGAUGAGGAUUCUAAAGAUAGAAAUGACAAAUCAGAGGACAGACAAUGCAAUGUUCUGUUAUCAGACAAUAUCACACAAAAAAAGAUGGAAGAGACUUUAGAUAUGAAUGAAAUCAAACACACUGUUGAUAAAAUUGAUCAAAAAUUAGAGAAGCUAAAAAGGGAGACAACUAUGAAACAAAUGACAGAUGGAGGUAGUAUAAGCCAUACAAAUACAAAGGAUUCUGAAACAGGGACAAAAAGGACUAAGAUGGCAGAUGAUGAAAGUGACAUUGAUAUAGAAAACCCUUCAAAAAGAAGGAAACUUGUAACGUUUGAGGCUGAUCAGAGAUCGUCCAGACAUGUUAAAGAAACUGAAAAUCAAAUAUUGAUAUUGUUGUCACGUGUAUCACAAAUGAAUGAUCCUAGUCAACACAUGGUUACCAUAGAAACUGUCUGCUGCUUAUUAGAUUAUUUACACAAGGUUGAUGAUUCACAACCAAGAGUAGCCAGAAUUCUCUCCAGACUUGCCAAAAACCCUUUGUGCUUUGAGAAAUUACUGAAAAUGAAAUUUAUUAUGUUGAUUUAUUACAAGUUAUGCCUGUACAAAUAUGAAGAUGAAAUAAAUAAGCUCUCUAAAACUGAAAACUGCAUUCUUCAAACAUCAAACAUAAAGAGAUGUACUGACAGAAGAAAAUCGUCAGGAUCUGAUCACCAUGGCUACAGAAAUAAUUCACAGUAUUCUUUUCUUGAUACACUAACUAAACUUUCCACCUCUGAAAACAUUUCAAGUAAUAAAAAUGAAAGGAAAAGUUCUGUUGCUGACAGAGAAAAAAAUACCAUGACAUCAACUGAGGAAAAGUCCUAUUUUAAUGCACAAGUUGGAUUGACUUUAUUACAAGAUCUGUGUAUCCAGGCAGACAGUCAUUUUGGUAGAGGUGAAGUUGAAAGUUUGGUGUACAGACAUCCAGACAUAAUUAGAGAAUGGUUAGCUGUAGAUGUGCUGUAUAUUUUAUGGUUGAGAGGCAUGCAUGGACACUACUUCCGACGAAUGCAUUUUUUGACGAAAAUUUUUGAUAUUCUACAGAAUAAAACAGUUAAUACUCCUAAAUGCCAAGCAGCACUUCAGGGUUUGGUUUUUCUGGGGAAGAUGAUCAAUUUCCAAAUGAAAUGUGAAGAUAAAAGUUUUAGAAUGGAGUAUGUUGUGCAUGAAUCGGAAGAUUGUCUAGAUAUAGUUGAUAUUGUACCUGAAUCAGAAGAUUGUCUAAAUGGGUUUGACAUGGAUAUUAGCAAGGAAUUUGAGGCAUGUAAAUUUGAUGGCGCUGAGGUGUCACACGAAGUUGUAUUUUUAGUUGAAAACCAGAAACUGAUAUGCUGUAGAAACUUACUGUCAGAAUCAUCACCAUUGUUUACUGCUAUGCUUCAUGGGAAAUUUUCAGAGGCCAAUAAAAACGAAAUUGUGAUAGAAGAUACGACAUUUUACGCCUUCCGUUAUUUGAUACAUUACUUGUAUAAAUGUACUGACAAAUGUCAUGUAACAGGUCACUUUUUAGUCUGUGAUAAAUCUAUAGAAAAUGUCUAUCAUUGUUUAGAAGUAUUUUCAUUGGCUAUUAAAUACCUGGUUUAUAGACUACAAACAUUCCUUCUACAAGUUAUAUCCAAGCAUUUGAUGACAGCUGAAUCCUGUUGUCAUGUCUUUGACUUUGCACUUUUGCAUGAUUUUUCUGAUUUAGCAGACGACAGUGUUAUUUGUGUGACAAAAAGGGGAAGUAAUCUGGAAAGAAUGAAAGGACUUUAUAAGUUCAUAUAUGGACAAAAUAAAGAAGCUUUUCUGGUGACUCUUAAAGAUUUAUUUACAACUUCUCUCUAAGAGUUUUCUGCAUUUAUGUAUUUGUACUAUGAAUUCAUUUAUUUUUGUGGGUACAAUUUUUGUGGUUUGAGGAAAAAUUAUUUUGUUAACAAUAUUAGUAUGAGAAAACAUUAAUGAGGUACAUGUAUUUAAAGGUUAUUUCUAAACUACAGUAUUAAAAAGGAAUUUAAUAUGUAUCUUUGCUAUUGAGUUUCUCCAACCACUGAUAUUAACACAGAAUAAAUUAUGCUUUUGAUUACAUGUACUUAAAACAAUCAAUGUUGGAGUUAAGAAAGAAAAUCCAUAUUUUGAAUUAAAAUUAAAAUACAAGUUUUAAUUAUUGUGAUUUUACUGAUGUCUCAUUGAAAUAAACUGUAAUUUCUUGAUAUAAAGUUAAGUUUGGUUAUUGAUUUUCUAGGUCUUAUUGUUAUGUUUGCACUCAUAUAUUUUUGAAUGGCCAGAAAUUCCAUAAUAGUGAUUUUAAGGGACCAAUAGAUUA
Messenger RNA from Mytilus trossulus (common blue mussel), 4147 nucleotides. RefSeq lists its product as uncharacterized. Bases 73 to 3669 code for a protein of 1198 amino acids. Gene Ontology annotation, cellular component: cytosol. The record is from RefSeq and is a predicted model, not a curated record. Gene Ontology annotation, biological process: anatomical structure morphogenesis. The transcript is spliced from 6 exons. NCBI's taxonomy places the organism in Eukaryota, Metazoa, Mollusca, Bivalvia, Mytilida, Mytilidae. Gene Ontology annotation, molecular function: protein binding.